GCGUAUGUUAGAGUGAAGACCGAAGGCCCUAGUAACUGUCGACCGUUAGGAAUAGGUCGACUAUUUUGACAUAUUUUGUUCAGACUCCCUAUCCAAAAAAAAAAAAAAAAAAAAACGGAAGGACAAGGAGUUGCUCAGGGUAUGGCAACCAGUUGGGUAGCCGUUUUUGCUUAGUACAAAUGUAACCCUGAAUGAUGAAAUAAAGGGCUUGGUGUUUUGCGUCUAAUGUCUAUGUGGAUGGCUUAACUUUAACUGUGCGCGAUAAUCAUAUCAUUGCACGCAUGCAUUCACACCUAUUCUUUUAUUUCGAUGUUCCUAACACGUCAUCUCAUUGAUAGGUUUUGCCACGAAAUAACAUCCUUGCUACAGGACUUUAUAUGUACAACAUGGCGGGAAUAUCACCCAUUAUCGAAGAAGAAGAGAUGGUAAUGUUCGAGUCAAUGAAGCGAUAUAGGGACGGAGGUGAUCGUCUACCGAGGGGCACAGUGAUUGAUUUGCUACCCAUGGGGCCAGUCAGGAUUCUUGAUAACAGAAUCCAAUCACUCAAGCAGAUGUGGGGAACUUUCACAGAACAUGAGCAGAAGGUGUUCACUCGCACUUAUGGAAGAAUACCUGAUCUGUUAUAUGUCCCAUUCCCGGCGAACAUGAUCCAAGAAAUGCUCAACUAUUGGGAUCCGUUCUAUCAUUGCUUUUCCAUAAAUGACAAUGAUUUCUCCCCCCUUAUGGAAGAGUACAAAUCUAUCCUCCAAAUAGAUCCCAAGAAGCCGUAUAAGAUCUACGUCCAUAAGCCCUAUCUCAAAGCGAAGAAUGUAUUAUCCCAGAUUCUAGAUACAAAAAGUACAAAGAUAGAACAUUUAAUAGGAUCUGAUGGUGAGAUCGAGUACAUUCACGUCGACACACUCAUAUCUCAGAUAAAUAUCGGACCGAAAAAUGAGAAAGAUUUGAAGAUAUUCGCACUGAUACUAUAUGGAUUAAUCCUAUACCCUCGAAUGCCAGACCACAUUGACAACUCUGCCAUGAAAGUGUUUGAGCAAGAUACACAUGAUGUCAACCCAAUAUUCUCUAUUCUGUCUGAAACAUUUGCUGCUUUGGGAAGAUGUAGAGAAAAUCGUGGGGGCAUCCUACUUGGUUGCGCCCCAUUACUAGUGGUCUGGAUUUUUGGACAUCUUAAACCCUCUCCGAGGAAAGGGAUCCCGAUAAUUAGAUACUCAUUCGUCUUCGACGAAAGGAGAUGCUCAGUUAGAGAGUUUGCCUCUGGGGACUUAAUAUAUAUGUCAGCAUCUGAAGAGCAUUGGAAAAAUUAUUUCGCCACACUCGGGAGUGAAGAUAUCCAAUGGAAAGCCCCGUGGAUGUACGAGGGAAGUGUAUUGUAUAGCUGCGGGUCCGACCCAUGGGUACCUCUGCUAGGUCCCGAGGGAUGCGUGGCAUACGCACCUAAUAUGUUCAGGAGGCAAGUGGGUUGCAUGCAGUUUGUGCCAGCAACCGAAGGGAUGGGUUGGUUUAGUUACCGGUAUUUCAAUCCCGAUUCAAAGGCUAAAAGUGAGCGGGUACUACCAUGUUGGAAAAAUCCGAGACUAAUCAAUCGAAGUUUGAGCAUUGCAAUGAUGAAAGAUGAUCAAGACCUCCACAAUUCCCUGGCUCCUGAAUACGCACCAUGGUAUCAGGGGCGAGGAAAAGCAGUCACUGUAGACAGGAAAGGCAAGAGGAAAAUGGAUUUUGAACCCAGAUUGCCACCGGCGAUACAUCAUCAAGCAGGAUCUUUGGCUAAAGAUAUGGCUCUAAACCGACUACAACGAGAAAAUGAUGAGAUGCGGGCAUACGCAAGAGGGAAUUUCACCCAGAUAAAGAGACUUGAAGAAGCAAAUUAUAUCCUGAACCAAAGGGUUAUUCAGUUGGAAGGUCUUAGCCAUGAGCAGAAGUCUACAAUCAACGAACACCAAAGCGCAAAUUGGGCAAUGCAAGAAAGAUUAGAGCAUCUGGAAGAAUGGGGACUACGAACGGAGCAUCUUAUCAGUAAGCAAAAGAAGGAAGCUAUCAAAUAUCAUGAAGAAAUUAGCCGAUUAACUACUGAAAAAGAGGCUAUCGAGAAGGAAAAUGCGGACUGGAAAAUUACAGCACAAACACUGGAAAACAACAGGCUGAAUGAAGAACGGAAAGUUAACCGCCUCAUGGAAGUUGUUAGAGGAGCUACUAGAAGGGCAUAUGAGUUGUCCAAUGAAGCUGAGGCGGCUAGACUACGUCUGGUACAAAUGGAGAAUCCGGAUCCCGACCUUCGAACCUAUCUCGAAAACCUGCAACAAGAGCUGAUGUAUUAUGGAAAUUUUCACUAAUCAUAUUAUAAUACUUUAUAAUAUGGUAAUGUAAGGUAGCAGGGGAAUAAACAAUGUACUUUGGGUUGUUUUUGUAAUCAUGGUCUCUUGUGAAAUAUGUACGAGGCCAUGUAGUAAGCAUAUAGCGCCUUGAAGCGCACAUAAAUUGUAAUGGUAGCCCCAGCUACUGUAAAUAUAAAGUUUGGAAGCAGAGGUGUUAUCUCAUUGGCAAAUCCUAGAAUUGCAUUCAAGCACUAACAAAAACAUCACAUCAUG
Messenger RNA from Linum trigynum, 2585 nucleotides. Lineage: Eukaryota; Viridiplantae; Streptophyta; Magnoliopsida; Malpighiales; Linaceae. The record is from the annotation of a GenBank genome assembly.